CGUGGGUAAAAAGGUAAAAAGGCUCAUGUUAAAUAAAUUAAUUUCCUUUUUUAACCCGUAUAUAUAUAUGCACAUGUCAUAAUUUGAAAAUGAAUUCAAAGCGCGCGUAUAUUUGCCAUUUCGCUCGAAGCAAGGUUCACAUCGAUGUCGUCCUCAGAGCUAAUAACUACAGAAGUAGAAUCCGAAAAUCACCUUUCUUCUCUCAUCUACGAGAUAUCAAAUGAAGUCCAAGAGAUCAUGGAGAACAUGCUUAAGACGAUCACUGAAAUCAAUCAUAAUUCUGCAGUUAUAGAGGAGGAGAUAGAGAAGUGCAAAGGUUCUGCUCUUGAGAGGAAAAGAGCCUUAAACGAAGAUAGAGAUAACUUUCAAAAAGCUGCUUAUGCUGUUCUUGACAUCCUCAACAGAGAGUAAAGCGCUCUAGGUAUCGUUCUACAUUUUUCAGUUUUAUACAUUGUAUUCCCAUAUAUCUUGUUUGAUUAAGUAGAUUGCCGCCUGAAACGGAUACGU
This is a messenger RNA of Vigna umbellata (rice bean), 507 nucleotides long. The record is from RefSeq and is a predicted model, not a curated record. Lineage: Eukaryota; Viridiplantae; Streptophyta; Magnoliopsida; Fabales; Fabaceae.